AAUAUUACUUGCUGGCCCCAACUCUAAACCCGUCCCGGCCCGAGCUCCAUCUGUUGGUUCUUGCUCUCGUAUCUUCCCUUUUUCUCCCCAGCUUCACACGGUCCUACUGCUGCUCUUGUCCUCGAGCUCGGUGUGGGUUAUCACCGACUUGGCGCGCGUGCAGAUCAAUCCAGGGCGACUUCUCCCGGUCCAGUCAAUGAUAUCUGCCGGGACAACAACCUGCGCCGCGUGUUCACCACAAGGAUUCUGCUAUUGCGCAGUCGCCCGCCAGCGCAACAGCUCUUCUUAAGAGGCUACAACAUCCGAUCCGGACCACGAGGAAAAUCAGAAAACCACUCUAUUGCCCAUCAUGGCGUACGACUAUGCCGUCGUACAUCUCAAAUACACGAUAACAUUGGCCGCCGUGCUUACCCUCAUCCUCAAGCCGCUUCUGACGCGGCUUGAUCUGGGCAAGACGGCGGCACUCUGCACCAUUGCCUUUGUCGCAACCGUGCCUUGGGACUCGUACCUUAUAAAACAUGGAAUCUGGACAUAUCCGCCCGAUGCCAUCAUUGGCCCCAGGCUCUUCGCGAUCCCCAUCGAGGAACUCUUCUUCUUCAUUAUACAGACUUACAUCACCUCAAUGCUCUACACCCUGCUCAACAAACCGACUUUCCACCCUCAAUUCCUCACAAACGAGGCCAGCGCGACAACACGCAUGCGCCAGGCUCGCGCGGCCGGCCAGUUCUUUCUCGCCAUCUGCAUUGCCGUGGGCGCCUUCCUUGUGAUCAAGGGGGGCGAGGGCACGUACCUUGGACUCAUUCUCGUCUGGGCGUGUCCCUUCUUGCUCCUCACUUGGACCUUUUCUGGCUACUUCAUCUUCAACCUGCCAACCAUCUGCAUCACGACGCCAAUCAUUGUUCCGACACUCUACCUUUGGGUAGUCGAUGAGCUUGCCCUAGGCCGCGGUACCUGGGCCAUUGAGUCUGGCACCAAGCUUGGGUGGUGUCUCUGGGGCAGCCUCGAGAUCGAAGAGGCAACCUUCUUCCUCGUCACUAAUGUGCUCAUUGUGUUUGGCAUGGUCGCCUUUGACCGAGGCCUGGCUGUGCUUACCACCUUCCCCGAGCUUGUUCCUGGGUCGAAGCCCAACGAUAUCCGCCCACUCGACGUGGUGAGCGCCGUGGUAGUGGACCCGGCCAAGUACAACAUGGAGCGCAUUCGCGGCAUUCAGGAAGCUGUUUGCACUUUGCGUCGCAAAAGCCGCAGCUUCUAUCUCGCGAGCUCCGUCUUCAGUGGACGCCUCCGGACUGACUUGAUUCUGCUAUACUCCUUUUGCCGAGUCGCGGACGACCUGGUCGACGAUGCGCAGAGCCAAGCCGAGGCUCUCAACUGGAUCACCAAGUUGACCGGGUACCUCGACCUUGCCUAUAGCAAGAAGGCGGAGGCGGGAGCCAAUGGCGGCGAGCUGGAGUCAUACAUAGAACAAGAGUUUCCUCCGGCUUCGCGGUCUGCGCUCCAGCUUCUACCCACCCAGCUUCUUCCUAGCGGACCGCUUUACGAGCUGCUGGAGGGCUUCAAAAUGGAUCUUUGCUUUACCAACGAGGAUGGCAGGGCGCCUGAGUUUCCAAUCAACGACGAGAAACUGCUCGAGCUGUACGCGCACCGCGUCGCCAGCACAGUCGGUGAGCUCUGCCUCUGGUUGGUAUUUCACCACAGCGCCCACGUUGUCUCCGAGGAUACCAAGACCUCCCUGGUCCAGGCUGCGCAAACCAUGGGGCAUGCCCUGCAGUAUGUCAACAUUGCACGUGACAUCAAGGUCGAUGCUCAGAUUGGGCGUGUGUACCUCCCCAACAACUGGCUGAAGGAGAACGAUGUUACUCCGGCCGAUAUUAUCAAGAAUCCUGAUCAGCCGUUGGCGGAACAGCUGCGGCAGAGGCUGUUGAACCUGGCUUUUGAGGAGUACGCGGCGUCACGCACAGAUAUGAACAUGCUACCCGACGAUGUUCGAGGACCCUUAAUUGUGGCUGUCGAGAGCUACAUGGAGAUUGGGCGCGUGCUGAGGGAGAAGAGCGGCGUCAUGUCGAAGUCGAAGCCUGGGCGGGCCACUGUGCCGCGCUCGAGACGCAUAUGGGUUGCUUGGAAGGGGCUCUUCAACGCCUGAGAGUCUAUCAGGAGCUGACUCGAGGGGGAAGGGCUGUGUUUUGCUGUUGUGGCUGGGAAGAGGUGUGACUGAGUUCCUGGCUGGGUCCGACGAUCUCAUUCCACAAACCUUUCUGGUGCCACGCGGAUUUUAAUUGGGCCAUUGGACCAUUGCAUGCGGCUUUCCCACUCACCCUUGGGUACCAAUCUAGACGCUGCCACUGGGAGGCGUCACACUUGCUUUGAACCCUAUUCUUGCACAUAGACCUCUGGCACACCGACCACGGUUGGUAGCUUAAUGAAGAACGAAUUGGAAUAGUGA
Microdochium trichocladiopsis is the source of this 2440-nucleotide messenger RNA. RefSeq names its product Phytoene synthase. The transcript is spliced from 3 exons. Lineage: Eukaryota; Fungi; Ascomycota; Sordariomycetes; Xylariales; Microdochiaceae. The record is from RefSeq and is a predicted model, not a curated record. The coding region runs from base 350 to 2140 and encodes 596 amino acids. Gene Ontology annotation, molecular function: intramolecular lyase activity; geranylgeranyl diphosphate synthase activity. Gene Ontology annotation, biological process: biosynthetic process.